CCGACGUCCUCCUUUGUCUCUGCAAAAAACUCACUUUCUUCUUUUUACAAUCAUCGGAAGAAUAUGAAAAGGCAAUCGUCGUCUUCCUCCCGGACGGAAAACGCACCGGAAAACCUCCAUGCAAAGACCAUCGGAUGCAUGUCCUCCAUUUUCCACCUCCUUUACAAGUACCGCAAUCGCAAAAAAUUCCUCACCUCUGGGAAAAAGCAGGAGGCAGAAAGAGAGCGAGAUUCAUCGACGAAAAUCCAACUGAAAGGAACAGGAAACGGACUGAUCAGGAGUCCAAUGCUGCCCGCGGAUAUCCGUACGCCGCCGCAUACGGUGGUGGCGAGGCUGAUGGGAGUGGAAUACGAAACUGAAUCGGCGGUGGAGACAAGAAGGAAGUUGGUUGGAGCAUUGGAGAGGUGUGAUGAGGAAUUGAAGGCGGUUAAGAGGAUCAUUGAAGUUGUGAAGCGGAGCGUCACUGCGGAAGGUAAUAAUGAAAUCGCAGACAGCAAGUCCUCGGAGGUUGCAGACUUCAAUAUUUCUUCUGCCAUCGACAUUUAUAACUCCACCGCUUCCAAAUUCGGAGGACCAACUGUCCAGCAGCAACAAAAGCAACAACUAAGGAAGCCAGGAAGGGAGGAAGUAGUCAAUACAUGCUGGUUUGAUAGAUUCAGAAGGGAUUGGGUUCAUGCAGGAGAGAAUGUAGUAAGAAGAAAGGCCAUGGUAGAUAGUGUAAACGAGGUCUGCAGUGAUAUUGAGUGGGGCGAGAGACGGGAAUUUGGCAGAAUAGGACUUGCUCUGCACGAUCAUAUAUGCCGAGAUUUGAUCGAAGAGACAGUCAAAGAAAUGGGGUAUCAUUCCAUUCCAUCCCUGCCAUUUGAGGCAUGUAAAAGAAGAUUGUGUUUCUAAUGUGAAAUUGCUACAGUUUUUAAUAAAAAGCAGGCCAUCUUCAAACAUUGAAAAGCCACAAAUGUUGUCUUCCAGAUGACAAUAGGCAGAGCCAACAGGUUAUACGAUAGAAUCCAUUACAAC
Messenger RNA from Rubroshorea leprosula, 1017 nucleotides. The record is from the annotation of a GenBank genome assembly. Lineage: Eukaryota; Viridiplantae; Streptophyta; Magnoliopsida; Malvales; Dipterocarpaceae.